AAACAGUAAUCGCUUUAAAUAAUUUUCUUAGAAUUUGGAAACAGGACCCUGCAUUUCAAAAACAUUUAGACAUUUCACCUCAGAAUAUUUAUCUUUGGGAUGAGAAAGAACCAGAAAAUGCAGUAGACUUGAACCCUCUUAUAAACACUACAGUAGAAAUUAAUUUCGAUGAAUUUCUACAAAUAGAAACAGAAGUACCUCUACCUGCAGAAGAAGCCACCCCUGCAGAAGUUACUACAGAGUUCGGAAACCAUCCUAGUAGAGAAUUGUCGACCACAUGA
This is a messenger RNA of Dentiscutata erythropus, 281 nucleotides long. The record is from the annotation of a GenBank genome assembly. NCBI's taxonomy places the organism in Eukaryota, Fungi, Glomeromycota, Glomeromycetes, Diversisporales, Gigasporaceae.